CAUCCACUUUUCUCUCCAUCAUCUGUCCUCCAGAUAGACUCCUGCUGCAGGGAUGGCGGAGCUGGAGGGCUUGGAGUUUGGAAAAUCAGACUUUGUGCUUCUAGAUGAAGUGACUAUGGAGCAGUUUAUGGAGAAUUUGAAGUUGAGGUUUGAGAAGAGUCGUAUCUACACCUUCAUUGGAGAAGUAGUGGUGUCCGUUAACCCCUACAGAAAUUUGGAUAUUUAUGGGAAGGAUGUCAUUGAGGACUACAGGGGAAGAGAACUGUAUGAGAAUCCACCUCACCUCUAUGCUGUCGCAGAUGCAGCUUAUAAAGCCAUGAAAAGACGAGCCAAAGACACAUGCAUUGUUAUUUCAGGUGAAAGUGGAGCAGGCAAGACUGAGGCAAGCAAGUAUAUUAUGCAAUACAUAGCAGCGAUCACCAACCCUACCCAGAGGGCAGAGGUCGAGAGUGUGAAGAACGUGCUCCUGAAGUCCAAUUGUGUGUUAGAGGCCUUUGGAAAUGCAAAGACCAAUCGCAAUGAUAACUCCAGUCGUUUUGGGAAAUACAUGGACAUCAACUUCAACUUUAAUGGAGAUCCUACAGGAGGACACAUCAACAAUUACCUGCUGGAGAAGUCAAGAGUUGUUCAGCAGCAGGAGGGAGAAAGAAACUUCCAUUCAUUUUAUCAGUUGUUACGUGGAGGGUCUGUUGAUUUGCUCAAGUCCUUAUAUCUGCAGAGAGAUCCUGCAGAAUAUACCUACACCAGUCAAGGAGCUUCUGUCACACUUGCAUCCAAUAAUGACUCCCAAUGUCAUAAAGCUGUGAUGGCUGCACUAAAGGUGAUUGGCUUUACUGCUGAAGAAAUCAGCUCCAUCUACAAGACCCUCGGUACCAUCCUACACCUGGGUAACCUUCAGUUUACAAGUGAUGGUGAACAUGUCGUGCUGGUUGGAGAAGACAUGCUGAAAAACAUUUCUGAGUUGACGUCCACAGAGCCUGAGAACACCAGGAAAGCAUUGCUGUAUCGCACAGUGGCUACUGGGGGUGGAGAGGUCAUUGAAAAAGGACACAGUGAGCAGGAAGCUAGCUAUGGAAGAGAUGCUUUUGCCAAGGCUUUAUAUGAGAGGUUAUUUGCAUGGAUUGUUGGUCGUAUCAAUAGCGUUAUUGAAGUGAAAGACUACAAUCCUGCCAUCCAUGGGAAGAACACUGUUAUUGGUGUGCUGGACAUUUAUGGCUUUGAGAUCUUUGACAAUAACAGCUUUGAGCAGUUUUGCAUUAACUACUGCAACGAGAAGCUACAGCAGCUCUUCAUUGAGCUAAUUCUGCGACAAGAGCAGGAAGAAUACCAGAGAGAAGGAAUCAUGUGGCAACAUAUUGAAUACUUUAACAAUCAGAUCAUAGUGGAAUUAGUGGAGCAGCCUCAUAAGGGGAUCAUCUCCGUUCUGGAUGAAGCCUGUCUCAUUGCAGGAAAAGUCACAGAUACAGUUUGCCUGGACAGCAUGAACAAAAAGCUGGGCCAGCAUCCUCACUACACCUCCCGGAAACUCUGUCCUACCGACAAGACUAUGGAGUUCAAUCGAGAUUUUCGUAUCCGACACUACGCUGGAGAUGUAACGUACUCAGUUGAUGGCUUUCUUGAUAAGAACAAGGACCCACUUUUUCAAGAUUUCAAGCGACUGAUGUACAACAGUUCUGACCCCGUCCUCAAAGAAAUGUGGCCUGAUGGGAAAAUGAGUAUUACAGAGGUGACCAAACGGCCUCUGACAGCCGCUACACUCUUCAAAAACUCUAUUAUUGCUUUAGUCGACAAACUGGCUUGUAAGGAGCCUUACUAUGUGCGCUGUAUAAAGCCAAAUGAGGUGAAGUCUCCCCUGCUGUUUGAUGAUGGACGCUGUCAGCACCAAGUGGCAUAUCUGGGACUGCUGGAGAAUGUCCGCGUGCGUCGAGCUGGAUUUGCCUACCGACAGCCUUAUGCACGCUUUCUGCAGAGGUACAAGAUGACCUGUGAGUACACAUGGCCUAAUCACCUGAUGAGCACUGAUCAGGAGGCUGUGGAGGCCAUAGUGAACCAGCACGGCUUUGAGGAUGAUGUUGCGUACGGCCUCAACAAAAUUUUCGUCAGAACCCCUCGCACACUCUUCACCCUGGAGCAAGAGAGGGCCGCGCUUAUCCCCAUAUUAGUGCUGUUCUUACAGAAGGUUUGGCGAGGUGCAUUAGCACGUAUGCGAUGUCGAAAAAUAAGAGCAAUUUAUACUAUAAUGGGAUAUUAUAAAUGCUAUAAAGUGAAGGCUCACUUCUGGGAAGUGGAGAGACGUUUUGCUAGCGUUCGAAACAUGGCAGACUAUGGGAAGAGUGUGGAGUGGCCAACACCACCUGCAGCCCUGGCACAGUUCCACAGAAUUACACAACACCUGUACCGCCGGUGGUGGGCAAGGCAGCUGAUCAAAAACAUUCCCCCAUCCGACAUGGCUGAGGUGAGGGCAAAAGUAGCUGCUUUUUCAGCUCUGAGCGGGGAGAGAGUGGACUGGGGCUACAGCCGUUCCUGGGAGAGAGACUACUUAGCCAAUGCUAAAGACUCUCCUCUGACGAGCUCCAACUUUGUGCGCAUCACUAAAGAGCUGAAGAACAAAGACCAGUAUGGACAGGUCCUCUUCUCAUCUGCUGUCAGGAUGCUCAACUGGUUCAACAACACAAAGGACAGAGCUCUACUCAUUACCGACAAGCAUAUUUACAGACUGGAGCCCAAAAAACACUUUAAAGUGCAGAAACGACUAGCGCUUGAUUCGGUGGUUGGUUUAAGCGUAACAAGUGGCAGCGACCAGAUGGUGGUGCUACACACUGCCACUCAAGAUGACUUUCUAGUGCACCUGCAGAGGGGUCAACUGAACCCAAAUCAAGACCGCAUAGGAGAGUUGGUGGGCGCCGUUACGGACCACUUUACACGCGUGAAGAGUACUCCUCUGCCAGUGAAAGUGUGCUCCACUGGACUCCAGGCACAAAUGGGCGGCAAACCAAAAAGUGUCACUGUAGAAACCAAACCAGGACAGACAAUCGCAGACUUCAAGAAGAGUCGAACGGGAUUCACCUUACUGUUGCCCCAGUAACCUCAGGGCUUCGCAGGAAAUUGUGUAAAACAGUAUUCACCCAUUCAGUCAGAGAUGGGACCAUGACUUUCUUAGAUUUUACAUAAUUAUACAGGACUCGAUAUUUAAAAGUUUUUUUUAUUCUCACCAUAUUAAGCAAUGCACUUUGUUGUUUUAAUAGAGUGCUACAGUGAUUGCAUAUUGUUGUAGGCCAACCAUUUACGUCAUCCUCAUCAUCAUCACAAUUCCUGAGGAAACAUUUGGACGAGGUUUAGACUAUAGUUUUUUAGGCUUGGCAAUUGAGGGCUUAACAUUGUUUUUUGACAUCAGCCUUGAUUUGUUUUGCAGAGGUUCUCUUAUUAGCAAUAUUAGUUGGAACAUCAGUCGCACAGUUUGCUGGCACUAAUAGUGUAACCAUUUUUUUGAAACCCUUCACAUAAAGAUACAUUUAUUACUCACUAUAGGCACCACAUUUGAAAAAAUGUCAAUCUGUCCACAUUCUGGAUCUAUGUAGCCUUACUGGCAAGUUCAAAUGACUGGUUUUGUCAGUAAUAAGGACUAUUCAAGUUGCUUUUUGAUUAUUACAAAAUGUACGCUCUCUGACCAACAAAUGUAUUUGGUUAUUACAAGUUUUGUUCAUCAUGGGAACCCUUUAUUUUAUGGUCUUGUUACGCACGUUCCAUGUACUUACAAUAGUAGAAACAAUACAUUAUACACAAUUAUGCAGCGACUACACAGUGUCCUAACUACACGAGACGCAAUGCUGCAACACAAGGUGUUUUUUCCACGUUAAAAGGAGUUUAGUGUGCAAAGGCGAUGCAUGAAAUGUCUGCAACAGUAUAAACCACUAUGACAAUGAUCACAUCAGUAUGUUCUUUAUUCACUUUAUAUGUUAACAGCAUGAAUACCGUUUUAUGUGACAUUUAUUUUUAUACUGAAACAUAUGACGUAAAUAUUAAAGAUGUGCGCACACCAACAAAAACAGUAACUCAGCAUGUACUUUUAAUAUUAUUGAGGAGAUUUAAUAUUCAUUAAUUAGAUUCUAAAUCAAUUUGGGAGUGUAGUGCAUUAUUCUGCUCUUCUGAAAGGCUGGUAACAGUGAAAAACACAUUGAAUGAGUCAACAAUGCAUUUUUCUUUUAUGCAAAAGUCAUUGAUGUUUGG
Messenger RNA from Danio aesculapii, 4227 nucleotides. RefSeq names its product myosin IG (gene myo1g). Gene Ontology annotation, biological process: vesicle transport along actin filament; actin filament organization. The transcript is spliced from 22 exons. Gene Ontology annotation, molecular function: actin filament binding; microfilament motor activity; ATP binding. The record is from RefSeq and is a predicted model, not a curated record. Gene Ontology annotation, cellular component: actin cytoskeleton; microvillus; cytoplasm. Lineage: Eukaryota; Metazoa; Chordata; Actinopteri; Cypriniformes; Danionidae. Bases 53 to 3085 code for a protein of 1010 amino acids.